Messenger RNA from Nicotiana tabacum (common tobacco), 1097 nucleotides. RefSeq names its product LEAF RUST 10 DISEASE-RESISTANCE LOCUS RECEPTOR-LIKE PROTEIN KINASE-like 1.1. The record is from RefSeq and is a predicted model, not a curated record. NCBI's taxonomy places the organism in Eukaryota, Viridiplantae, Streptophyta, Magnoliopsida, Solanales, Solanaceae. Gene Ontology annotation, molecular function: protein kinase activity; ATP binding. Gene Ontology annotation, biological process: protein phosphorylation.
AUGCAAGUAGGUCUAAAUGUUUUGAGAUACUUGGUUAAGGAUCCUACUAGAGGCAUUCUCCUUAACAACAAUCAUGAUUUUUCAGUCAUUGCUUAUUCAGACUCUGACUGGAAAGGGUGUCCUUCUUCUAGAAAGUCUGUGACUGGUUAUUAUGUUACUCUUAGGGGCAGUCCUCUUACUUGGAAGUCUAAUAAACAGCCUACAAUAUCAUUGUCUUCUGCAGAAGCUGAAUACAGGGCUCUUAGAAAAACUGUUGCUGAACUUACUUGGCUUGUUAGACUGUUGGCAGACUUGGGCCUUUCUAUUUCUGCUCCAAUUCCUUUAUACUCUAAUAACAAGUCAGUCAUUAGCAUUGCUAAAAACCUUGUUUCUCAUGAGUGGACCAAGCAUAUUGAGCUUGACUUCAAGAUCUUGAAGGCGGUAGCAAGUUCUUUGGAGUCACCGUCUUCUCCUACUCUACUUGAAGAAGCCACCAAUAAUUUCGAUUCCUCCAAAGAACUUGGAGACAGAGGUUUUGGAACUGUAUACCAUGGUAAACUUCGUGAUGGGAGGGAAGUUGCAGUGAAACACCUGUACGAGCAAAGUUCCAAGAGGAUGUUGCAAUUUAAGAAUGAAGUUGAAAUUCUUACUCGCAUAAGGCACCAUAAUCUUGUUAUGCUUUAUGGUUGCACAUUAAGGCAUAGUCGUGAACUCCUCCUCGUUUAUGAAUUCAUUCCAAAUGGAACAAUUGAUGAUCACCUCCACGGUGAAAAAGCAAAGAACGGGAGUACCCUUAUAUGGCCUAUCCGCAUGAAAAUUGCCAUAGAAACUGCUAGCGCUUUAUCUUAUCUCCACGCUUCUGACAUAAUACACCGUGAUGUUAAGACUAGUAACAUUCUCCUUGACAACAAUUUUGGUGUCAAAGUUGCAGAUUUUGGGCUCUCAAGACUUUCUCCACAUGAUGCAACUCAUAUCUCGACUGCUCCUCAAGGGACGCCUGGAUAUGUCGAUCCAGAAUAUCAUGCAUGCUAUCAGUUAACUAAUAAAAGCGAUGUGUAUAGCUUCAGGGUUGUCCUUGUUGAGCUCAUAUCAUCACUGCCUGCUGUGGAUAUAAGAAG